Messenger RNA from Symbiodinium sp. CCMP2456, 932 nucleotides. Lineage: Eukaryota; Dinophyceae; Suessiales; Symbiodiniaceae. The record is from the annotation of a GenBank genome assembly.
AUGACCGAGCUCACCAAGGAGGGUGUUACCUCACUCUUCGGUGCAGUGCUGCCAGCAGUCAGCAUGCGGGGGAGCUGCACGGGGGCACAGGGAUCGGCCCAGAGGCCGCCAGCGACUCCGCAGGCGGGAGGUGCCAAGGGGCCACAGGACAAGAAGCCGGAGCGACCAACCAAGUUUCGGAAAGGGCAGGGCAAAGGCAAGCAACAGGCCAAGAGGCAGCUGGAGACAUCAGGCGAUUCUUCGGCUCAGGAUCCGGACAACACGUUGGUUCCAUUGCUCGCCAAGCUGUGCCUGCGUCACGAGGAUUCCCUCAACAUUCUCCAGCUGGACAGGGCUUACACGAUGAUCUUCAAAACCUCAGGAGAGGAGACGAUGCUUGCGGCGAUCAACGAUCUCUCGAACAGGUGGAAAGAGCUACAGUCGUCGGGACAAACCGAUUGCCCCAAGCGCAUGGCCCUCUUCAAGGGUAUCCUUCUCGAACUUCAGACGAGGGCUCAGGCUCUUUUGGAGGUGGAGGCCAAGGUGCAGCUGCUUGUGCAAUACCAUUGGAUCACCAAGCAGGAGGGGAGAGAGCCAGCAUGGAUGCCAUUGGUUUGGAGCGUAGCCCAGCAGAAGGAGAUUGCUUGCCCCGACGUAGGUCCCCUACCACAUUCGGAUGCCAUGAAAGCAAUCGAGACAUUGCUUGCGUUGGCCAGCGGACAGAUCGUCCAAAGAUUCCACCCGACGAGACAGUUAGCGGAGGAGUACACGGGCGAAGUGCUCGAGUUCAAGCUGGAGACAUCGCUAAGGGGAGCCGAGGCCAUGAAGGUUCACGAGGCGUUGGAACAGUUGUGCAGCUCGGCGAUCUGGAUGUUGGUGGGUGCCCGGCUCCGGCCACAGGGAUUGAAACGGGAUCCACUUGCGCGGAAGCUUCAGGAGCUGCUCUCCGGGGG